Messenger RNA from Lathyrus oleraceus (garden pea), 4375 nucleotides. RefSeq names its product TMV resistance protein N. Gene Ontology annotation, biological process: signal transduction; defense response. NCBI's taxonomy places the organism in Eukaryota, Viridiplantae, Streptophyta, Magnoliopsida, Fabales, Fabaceae. Gene Ontology annotation, molecular function: ADP binding. The record is from RefSeq and is a predicted model, not a curated record. The transcript has 5 exons. The coding region runs from base 876 to 4277 and encodes 1133 amino acids.
CAAAAAUUUUUGUUUAGAUUGACUAAGAUUUUUCUUCUGUGUCACCUACUUUUUUUUUCUUAGAGAUUUUGAAGUACGGGCACCCCUACUACACAACAUAAGUUGUGCAGCACUUAGGAGUCAUCCUAUUCUACUAUGGAUCACAAUUGUUAAUAUCUCUUUCAGUUCAUUUUUCUCUACAUCACUACAAUUUUGCACUGGAGACGUCAAAAACAGCAACUGAAAUUGAAAUGGUUCUCUCUGAGACAAUUUAUCAAACAUGUAGAAGCACCACUCUCCCUCUCUUUUUGAAGAAAUGGGAAAUUGCUAUGAAGAAACCUCCAUAGCACCCUUUGAAAAAGAAGCAAAACCUUUAUUCAAAGCAAAAUUCUCCGAAGAACAGUUCUCUACCUCUAUUUCACAUCAAUAAUUCAGGUACUUUUUGAAUUGAUGGGUCUUUCUUUUUCAUAUUCCCUUUAUCUUUUUUUCCAAGCAAUGUGAAAUUGCUAGGAAGAAACCUCCAAAGAUGCAUUUUGCUUUUAUUAGGCAUUACUCUUUCAUCAAACACUGAUUUGAGCCACCAUAGAUAUCUUGGAGUUUGGUGUAAUAUAAUUCAACAAACUAAGCAAAAGGAAUAUUGGAAAGCAAGAAAAAAGGGUUUGGUUUGGUGUUCCAUAAUAUUGAAUUAUUGAUGAACUUUAUUUGACUAACAAUUAAGUAGGUGAGGAUUUCAAGCAACCAAACUUCUAUGCACUUUCCUACAUAGACUUAUGACUUUGUAUACACACUUGUGUAGUCAACUUUAUCAUUUAUUAAUACUCAUUUUACAUCAAAAAAGAAGAUUGAAUUGCAUUGGCAUAAAAACCAAUAUCAUUGCAAGGAUAAUUCAUAAUUGAAUGGCAUCUAUCACCACCAAAGAUGAAGCCUCUUCAUCUUCACCAUCAAAAUGGAGUCACCAUGUUUUCUUGAGUUUCAGAGGCGAAGACACUCGCCAAGGUUUCACGGACCAUCUUUUUGCUUCAUUGGAAAGAAGAGGGAUCAAAACAUUCAAGGAUGAUCAUGAUCUUAAGAGAGGUGAAGUGAUAUCAGUAGAACUCAAUGAAGCCAUUCAAGACUCUAUGUUUGCUAUCAUCAUUCUCUCACCAAACUAUGCUUCCUCAACAUGGUGUUUGGAUGAGCUACAAAAGAUUGUUGAAUGUAGCAAGAGUUUCGGUCAGGCUUUUUUUCCAAUCUUCUACGGUGUUGAUCCGUCUGAUGUCAGGCAUCAGAGAGGAAGCUUUGCUAAGGCUUUUAGAAAACAUGAAGAAAAGUUCAGAAAAGAUAGAAACAAAAUUGAAAGGUGGAGAGAUGCUUUAAGAGAAGUUGCUAGUUACUCUGGUUGGGACUCCAAGGGCUGGAAUGAGGCAUCAUUGGUGGACACAAUUGCUGAACAUAUUCAUAAAAAAUUGAUUCCCAAGUUGCCUGUUCACAAAGAUAACCUUGUUGGAAUUGAUUCGCGGAUAGUGGAAAUGUAUUCGCUUCUAGGAAUGAGAUUAAGCGAUGUUCGCUUCAUCGGCAUAUGGGGAAUGGGCGGCAUAGGGAAGACAACUAUUGCUAGAUCAGUAUAUGACACAAUCAAAGACGAAUUCAAGGUUAGUUGCUUUCUUGCAGACAUUAGAGAGACAAUUUCUAAGACAAAUGGGUUAGUUAACAUCCAAAGUGAACUUCUUUCUCAUGUUACGAUAAGAAGUAAUGAUUUUUAUAACGUUCAUGAUGGCAAAAAGAUAUUAGCUAACUCAUUCAACAACAAAAAAGUUCUUCUUGUUCUUGAUGAUGUGAGUGAAUUAAGCCAAUUAGAGAAUUUAGCUGGGAAGCGAGAAUGGUUUGGUCCGGGGAGUAGAGUAAUCAUCACAAGUAGAGAUAAACACUUGUUAACGACACAUGGAGUGCAUGAAACUUAUAAGGCUAAAGGCUUAGUGAAAAAUGAAGCACUUAAGCUCUUUUGUUUGAAAGCCUUUAAAGAAAAUCAACCUAAAGAAGAGUAUUUGAGUUUGUGUAAAGAAGUGGUUGAAUAUGCAAGAGGUCUUCCAUUAGCACUUGAGGUAUUGGGUUCACACUUUCAUGGAAGAACUCUUGAGGUUUGGCAUAGUGCUUUAGAACAAAUGAGAAAUGUUCCCCACUCCAAAAUACACGAUACAUUGAAAAUAAGCUAUGACGGCUUACAAUCUAUGGAGAAAAAUAUGUUUCUCGACAUUGCUUGUUUCUUCAAAGGAAUGGACAUAGAUGAAGUAAUAGAAAUAUUAGAAGAUUGUGGCUAUUAUCCCAAAAUUGGAAUCGACAUUUUGAUUGAAAGAUCUUUGGUAAGUUUCGAUAGGGGGGACAAAAAGUUGUGGAUGCAUGAUCUGCUUGAAGAAAUGGGAAAAAACAUCGUGUGUCAAGAAUCUCCUAAUGAUCCUGGAAAACGUAGUAGGUUAUGGUCUCGAAAAGACAUAGAUCAAGUAUUGACAAAAAAUAAGGGAACUGAUAAAAUUCAAGGCAUAGCUAUGAACUUAGUUCAACCAUAUGAAGCAAGCUGGAACAUUGAAGCCUUUUCCAAACUAAGUCAGCUAAGAUUACUCAAAUUAUGUGAAAUAAAGCUUUCCAGUGGCCUCAAUUGCUUCCCUAGUUCACUAAAAGUUCUUGAUUGGAGAGGAUGUCCUUUGAAAACCCUGCCACAAACUAAUCAUUUGGAUGAAAUUGUUAACCUCAAAUUAUAUCAUAGCAGAAUAGAACAACUUUGGCAUGGAACACCGUUUCUUGAAAAUCUGAAGUCCAUCAAUUUGAGCUUUUCGAAGUCUCUAAAACGAUCGCCCGACUUUGUUGGUGUUCCAAAUCUUGAAUCAUUGGUCCUUGAAGGUUGUACAAGCUUAACUGAGAUUCACCCCUCCCUUCUAAGCCACAAGAAACUUAUUCUACUGAAUUUGAAAGACUGCAAAAGGCUCAAAGCUCUUCCAUGCAAAAUAGAGAUGAGUUCCUUGAAGGGUUUAAGUCUUUCCGGUUGCUGUGAAUUCAAACAUCUUCCAGAGUUUGGCGAGAGCAUGGAUAAUCUAUUAAAGCUUUGUUUAGAAGAGACUGCAAUAAAAAAACUACCAUCUUCACUUGGAUUUCUUGUAUCCCUUGUUAUCUUGGAUUUAGAAAAUUGCAAGAAUCUUACUUGUCUUCCAGAUACAAUAAGUGAAUUGAAGUCCCUCUUGAUUCUGAAUGUUUCUGGCUGCUCAAGACUCCGUAGUUUUCCAGAAGGUUUAAAGGAAAUCAAAUCUUUAGAGGAACUUUUGGCAAACGAAACUGCCAUUGAAGAACUACCUUCAUCUGUUUUUUAUCUAGAAAACCUCAAAGUUAUAUCAUUUUCGGGAUGCAAAGGACCAGUUUCUAAGUCAGUGAAUACGCUCUUUCUACCAUUUACCGAGUUGUUAAGUAGUCCACAAGAACCUACUGGAUUUCGGUUACCACCUAAGUUGUGUCUACCUUCAUUGAGGAAAUUAAACUUAAGUUACUGCAAUCUAUCUGAAGAAUCAAUGCCAAAAGAUUUGUCCAACUUAUCUUCCUUGGUUCUUUUAAAUCUCACUGGAAACAAUUUUGUUAGGCCACCAAGUAGCAUUUCGAAACUUCCAAAGCUUGAAUAUCUUAGCCUAAACUGUUGUGAAAUGCUUCAGAAGUUUCCAGAAUUUCCAUCAAGUAUGAGGGUGUUAGAUGCAAGUAAUUGUGCAUCAUUGGAAACUUCCAAAUUCAAUCUAUCUAUGCCAUGCAGUCUCUUUGCAUCGAUGGCACAGCGAUACUCGCAUUUGCCUAUACUACUGAAGAAAUAUUUGGAGGCACAGGAACACGGUCUACCGAAAGCGAGAUUCGAGAUGCUUAUCACAGGGUAUGAAAUUCCAUCAUGGUUCACACCUUCAAAAUAUGUUUCUGUUACAAAUAUGUCAGUCCCUCAUAAUUGUCCUCCAACCGAAUGGGUGGGAUUUGCUUUGUGUUUCAUGUUGGUAUGUUUUGAUGAUGAACCUGAGAUAUGUAAUCAUGAAGUGAGUUGUUACUUGUUUGGACCAAAUGGUAAGCUGUUUAUCCGAUCCAGGGAUUUGCCUCCAAUGGAACCAUAUGUCCGUCACCUUUAUAUUCUCUAUCUUACCAUCGAUGAAUGCCGCGACAGGUUUUAUGACGGCGGUGACUGCAGUGAAAUUGAAUUUGUCUUGAAAACUUAUUGUUGCGGUUCUUUGCGAGUAGUGAGGUGCGGUUGUCGCAUUGUAAGUAAGCAAGAUGUUGAAGAUAUGUACAAUAACCAUUACUAGGCUCUCUCAUUAUAGUACCUCUGGUUUUUUCAUAUAGUGCCGUGCAAAUGAUGUUAUGUUUUGUAAUUUAUAAACAGAUUUUCAUGAUUUUUUGUAUU